Molecule: messenger RNA, 3333 nt
Organism: Anopheles darlingi
Lineage: Eukaryota; Metazoa; Arthropoda; Insecta; Diptera; Culicidae
Exons: 6
Coding region: 606-1898 (430 amino acids)
Biological process (GO): lipid homeostasis
Cellular component (GO): membrane; endoplasmic reticulum
Source: RefSeq, a predicted model, not a curated record
AAACGCCUCGGAAAUUUGUUGCAAUUUUUUAGUUCUCUUGUUCCGAAAACUGUUUUCGGUAGUAUUUAGUUAUUCCAUUGAUUGUGGAACAAGAAGCUGCUGAAAAUACGCGUUUUCAGUACUCUCCGUUCUUUUCCGGCGCGUCUCAAACAGGGUCGGUUGACUCCGGUCAAGCGUUCCGAGAGUGGCCGCAUCGUAAAUAUACACCUGUAGAGGGUCCAGCCGCCCGUUCCAAGGCGGUCAUCGUCAUAUUCCUCCGAUUCGUGCGACUGUCCUCGCGCAUCCACCAGCGAAGACACGCAACGAAAACCCCAAUAUCAUCAUCAUCAUUGUGCCGUGUUUCCCAUAAGUUCGCUUCAGACAAAACGACGAACCCAGCACACGAGUCCCCGUGGCCCCCUCCCCUUAAUUAUGUGCGCUCCGAGUACGCCUCACUGUGGUAGAAGUGAAUCGUAAAAGCAAUUCGUGGCGUGCCGAAUACACUCCAGUGUUCCAUAUACUCAUCGCGACACGCUGUGCUAGAUUUCCAUAUUACGCAAAGACGGCGCAAGACGGGAAAAGGGCGAAGAAGGAAAGGCGGAAUUCGAUUUUUUGGACACGGAGCGAUGAUGGAACAACAGAAGCAUAAUACGCGUGGCUGCGUCUUUUCGCUGCUUUACUCGAUCGGCUCGUUUGCGCUGGCCAGCGCCAGCCUGUCCACGCUCAAUCCGAGCGAUCGGAUCACGGUGGAAAAGGGAGCCCUACUGAUCAGCCUGGGGUUCGUGUACUUUGUCGCACUGACUGAGUUUCUCAACAAACUGCUGCUGAAGACGGCCCUCGGGCAUAGCUUUGUCAAGCGCUACCGGUUACGCGUGUCCGAUGUGCUCGACAUCACGAAUAAACUCGUUUCAGCGGUUCAGGCGGCCUUUUCCUGCAUUGCCGGACUGUUCGUUUGUCGCUGGUCCUGCCCGCGGAACUUCCUGCAUGCCUCACACUUCCUGUCGGAAUCGUACGCCUGGUUUGCGGCGUCCUACUUCUUCUACGAUCUCUGGUCGAUGUACAAAAUCUAUGCCGCCGAAGCGGCCCUAAAGAUCAAGGCAAAACUGGGCCUUCACUCAUCGGUUGGUGAUGGUAGCGAGAACAACAACGAAGCAGCCGGUGGCCGGAAUGGGGCGGCUACAGUGAACGGAGCCCGAAACCGGGGCCAGAAGGAGGCGACGGUGGCGGGAGCGGAAGGCGAUGAGACGAUCGCUAAUGGUAACAACUUGCAGGCCCUGGACGAUAUACCGAGCGUUGCACGGGGCACACUGUCCUUCGUGAAUCCGGGCAAGCUGGGCAUUCCGAGCUUUGCCAAGUAUCUGAUUACCCAUCCGCUGAUGGUGUUCCAUCAUCUGUUUAUCGGUUCGUACGGUCUCAUCGUUAUCUCGUACCUGCGCGGUGGGCUAGGUGAUUGCGUGUUUAGCUUCAUGUAUAUGAUGGAAUUAUCCACACCAUUCGUGUCGUUCCGCGGUAUUCUGAGUGUGCUCGGACUGAAGCAAUCGAAGGUGUACGUUGUGAAUGGUUUGCUGAUGUUAAUCACCUUCUUCUGGUGUCGCAUUUUCUUGAUGCCGUACGUCUGUUACUACUACAGCCAGGUGGUGAACUUGCCUUUCUUCACGGCCGUCUGGAAUCUUCCAUGGGGAUGCAAGGUUAGCAUUCUAGCUCUGUUCUUGCCCCAACUGUACUGGUUCCGGUUGAUGGUACGAGGUGCAAUGAAGGUAUUUUUCCCAUCGAAGGCCACUAGCCGCCGCAGUGGUAACGUGGUACGUGGUAACGGUACCAACGAUGCUUCCUGUGCAAACGAGGUGGCGGCUAAUGGUGGUGGUGCCGCCAUCAAAUCGUCACAAUCCAAAGAUAGUGAAAUACGCUCGUUACUGUAGACAGUAGAGGGGGCCAUCGUAUAGUGCACAAAAACGGAACGAAUGCUUCGCAGCAGAAGCACGAGCACAACGAACAGGCCAAGGCCCAGGGCAUUGCAUAAUAACCCUUAAUAGGCACCACCAACCUUAGCGGCUUCAGCGAUAUACAGCCUAAGUGUUAUUUUGUGUGUAAUUAUACUAUUCACCUCUGAUGUGCAUCACUCAAUGCACCACCGAAACCAAUCCGUGCACCGACCUGUCCUGAGCAGCGCUGUUGGAUCGACGGCUAUACGGAUUCGAUCGACAGUAGAUCUAGCAAGCGCGUGCAGCAGAAUGAACAGCAGCUACGUAGUUACCUAGUCAUAUCGAUUCAUUGCUUUUCACUACACUACGUCACCGUAUCUUAACUUUACCUGAACCCACUGAACACCGACCACCAUAGACUUACACACGAAAUAUGCCCAGGGAUUAUUAACCAGACCUACACACAAAGGAGGAGCGCAACCAGUGUACUUCCAGAUUGUUCUUGCCAGUCUUUUAUUCAGUUGUCACUAAGCGAAAUGUAAGAUUAUACACAGGUCACAGAUCAGAAGAAAUAUUACAGGAUUGGGUGCGUGCGCCGAUGGCAUGGGGUUUCAGCAAGCAGGGAACGGAAAUAAGUUAUUGGUGUAACAUAAUCGAGAUACGAAACCAAAAAAAAACCAAACGUGCAUUGUGUAAGCAUCUCGCUCGAUCGAGCCGUACCGUGCCGUGUGUCCGUGUCUUCUGAUCCGUUUAGAUGAUAGACUUUUGUGUGCAUUUUUUCUACCGACCCAAGCGGGCUGAGAACGGGAGCAUGUGAGCUUGAAGGCGUACAGGCUUUUGUGUGCGCGGUAGUAAUGGCCAGUUAGAACAACCUUAAUCACUUAACUGUUAGAUGGAGCUUUCAUAAUUAGUGUGCUGUGUUUAUCAGAACCCAAUCCCCUCCUGGGGUGAGGUGGGGACUGGAUGGUAGGGGAGAGCAGCGGUGGCUUUACGGGCCGGAUGAUAAUGCUGCUGCUGUUUGUGUCUGUGUGGGUAGUACCGGGGCCUUUGGCCGAUAAUUGAAAUUUAAAGUAAAUUGUUAGUCCUAGGAGAGACAGGGAAUCGAAAUCGACUGCAGCAGGUAGCGGGAGGACCAUGUGUUGGCAUUCCAUAGGACAUGUGCGUCGCUCAUGUCCCUCGCCUAAUGGCUUAUGGUGGAGUAGCAAGGGAAGUAGUAGUUUGGAAAAGACAUUGGAUAAAGCAUCACGAUCGUUUGGAUGAACAUUUUCCGUGCGUUAGACGGCCAGUAGCAGCGGCGCUAGAUUUCCGGAUAGAUACCUGUUAUCAGGGGGUGUGGCGGUAGAAUGCGAGAGCGUUGCAGAUUGAACUAUUUGAAUCAUACCAAAAUAUGGUGUUUGUGUACCACUUUACAAAAUAGAGAAAUAAAGAUGAA